AAAAUUAAUUUACUUUUGAGAGACGGAAAAUAUUUUCCAUCAUACCAAAAACACCCUGCGUCUUGUAUUUAAAAGCAACUGGCAUAUGUUGAAAAUUGAAUGACCACGUAGAAGUUUCUUGUGAGAAACUUAACUCCUCUUUAAUUUCGUUACAUCGAUCCUUCUUCUUCUCCAUAAUCUCAUCCCCUAAUUUCCUCCAAAUUAAGGCUUAGGUUUCUACGAUCAAGAAACACGUCAUCAUCCCUUUUGGGAUUCUUUCUCUUGUUCUUGCUACUCCAUUUUCUUGUUGAACAUAAGGAAUUGAAUGUGAAGAUGGGUGGUACGGACAAAGAGAAAUUGAUUGGAUGUGAGCCAAGGGAAGGUAAAGGGAAGAGGUUGUGGAAGAAAGUGAAGUAUCAGCUGGUGGAGUAUCAUUCCUUGCCUGGGUAUUUGAAAGACAAUGAAUAUAUUCUGGGUCAUUACAGGGCUGAAUGGCCACUGAAGCAAGCGUUGCUCAGCAUUUUCACCAUUCAUAAUGAGACCCUCAAUGUUUGGACGCAUUUGAUUGGGUUCUUCCUCUUCCUUGUGCUGACCAUCUAUACUGCAAUCCAAGUUCCCAAGGUUGUGGAUCUACAUUCUUUACAGAAUCUCCCUGAUGUGCUGAGGAAGGCUGAUUUGCACAAAUUACAAGCAGAACUUAUGACUUGUCUUCCUUCUUUGCUGCAUAUGCCUGAUUUGCACACACUUCGAGAUGGAUUGCUACCAUCUCCCUCUAACUGGCAUAUUCUUGACCUCCUGAAUAACUGUCUACCUGAGCGAUUUUCCCACAGCAACCAUACAGAUGUCUGCGUAUUGCGGAGUGUAAAGGAAGAUGUUGCAAAUAUGAUAGCACCAUUGCUGUUGCGACCAAUAACACGGUGGCCAUUCUAUGCCUUCCUUGGUGGGGCAAUGUUUUGCUUGUUAGCAAGCAGCAUAUGUCAUUUACUUUCUUGCCAUUCAGAGCGUUUAUCAUACAUCAUGUUGAGGCUCGACUAUGCUGGUAUUGCUGCCCUGAUAGCAACUUCAUUUUACCCUCCCGUCUAUUAUUCCUUCAUGUGUUACCCCUUCUUUUGCAAUCUGUACCUGGGAUUUAUUACCUUCCUGGGAAUUGGCACAAUCUUGGGUUCCCUCCUUCCUGUGUUCCAGACCCCAGAAUAUCGAAUCAUCAGAGCAUCUCUAUUCUUCGGAAUGGGCUUAUCAGGUGCGGUACCUAUUCUGCACAAGCUGUUUUUGUUUUGGCACCAACCAGAGGCGCUUCAUACCACUGGAUAUGAACUUUUGAUGGGCAUAUUUUACGGCAUUGGAGCGCUGGUGUAUGCCAUGAGAGUUCCGGAAAGAUGGAUGCCUGGGAAGUUUGACAUUGCUGGCCACAGCCACCAACUAUUUCAUGUACUUGUGGUAGCAGGGGCUUAUACUCAUUACUGUGCUGGGUUGGUUUAUCUCCGGUGGCGGGACCAGCAAGGGUGCUAAGAGCCAUUCAAGAACUGUGAAAAGUCAGUCAGAUACCUUAAUUUAUGCAUUAGGGCGGUUCAAAUGUAUGUAAAUGUAGUGAAGAUGUGUUGUUUGCCCAUCUUCAUUAAUAAAUGCGUUCCAUCAGGAACGAUUGUCCA
Capsicum annuum is the source of this 1628-nucleotide messenger RNA. Its product is annotated as heptahelical transmembrane protein 4. The record is from RefSeq and is a predicted model, not a curated record. NCBI's taxonomy places the organism in Eukaryota, Viridiplantae, Streptophyta, Magnoliopsida, Solanales, Solanaceae. Gene Ontology annotation, molecular function: signaling receptor activity. The coding region runs from base 313 to 1488 and encodes 391 amino acids. Gene Ontology annotation, cellular component: membrane. The transcript has 4 exons.